CCGCCUGUUGAUAAGACAGGAAUCAGAUACUGAGGUGAGAUGACAGUGGUUCUGGAGCCUGAGUUACAGAGCUACCACUAGUAGAUAGUUCCCUCCUCAUCCCCAGCGUAACAGGUCCAUCUGCAGGCCAGCCUCUGUACCCAGCCUCUGUAUCACUGGCUGCAUGAGAAGUGUUCCUAUUGGAUCAAUCAGGUGGUAGUAUCGGAGAGGCUCCAAUACACCAGUGUUAUCCCCUAGUACACACUGGAGUAGUGGCUCACACAAGGGCUGCAAUGGCUCGCCACCCUCACCCCUGUGUGGAGUAUUGGAGGUAGCAGUCUCUUAUAAUAGUGCAUAUUGCUGUGUCAGUGGAUUGGACUUUUUUUAACGCUGAAUGUGAUGGAUUUAUUUGUUAAACAUUAAUGGUGUAACGCAAAUGUGUCUAAUGCUGCCUGAUUGAGGACAACGAUGUUGCAGUACGGAGACAGACAUGUGACCAUGAGCCAAUGAAGAUGGAAGUUACCAUUGAUGUAGAAAACGACCAUCCCUGGGUCCGUAGGUGACCUUCAAACUUAAGUGUUGUAACAAGCACUGGUCAGUUACCUUAAGUGGACAUUACAUAAGGACUAAUACAUAAACGUGACCUUUCAUAGGAACAAGCAGCUCAAGGUCACAAUCUCUGAUAUAACACAGUUCAAGGUCAAAAUCUCUGAUAUAAAAGAUCAAGGUCAACAUCUUUGAAACAACAGUUCAAGGUCAACAUCUUUGAUACAACAGUUCAAGGUCAAAAUCUCUGAUACAACAGUUCAAGGUCAACAUCUCCAAAACAACGGUCCAAGGUCAAAAUCUCUGAUACAACAGUUCAAGGUCAACAUCUCUGAUAUAAGAGUUCGAGUUCAAAAUCUUUUAUACAAUAGUUCAAUGUCAACAUAUUUGAUACAACAGUUCAAGGUCAACAUUUCUGAUACAACAGUUCAAGGUCAACAUUUCCGAGAUAACAGUGUAAGGUCAUCAUCUUCAAAAUAGUCCAAGGUGUCAACAUCUCCAACACGAUCAAGGUCAACAAGGUUAAUACCUCUAUGUUCUAGAACCAAGGUUCAGUUUUGGACAUCAGCUGACACAAUAACACAAUGCUAGCAGUAUAGCCUUGUGUCCUGUUCAUUAUUAACCAACUGAUUUGUGGGCCAGCUAUUUACUGUCAGCAUAAAGUGAGGAAUUAUUACCACUGAGGCUACCAAAGGAUUGUUGAAUUACGUUGAUGAAUAUCAUACAUGGUGUUUGAUAGACAGAGAGGCGGUAAAGAGCUCGCUUCUGGCCACAAUCUAUACAAGGAGGUUAAUAGGACCACUUGGUUGUCAGUAUUAACACCCUAAUGCAAGGCCGUUGACGCCAAGAGCUUCCGACGUUCCUACGUCAGAGUCUGUGGUAUUACCGUGGUGUUGGUGUGACAACACGAUCAGCCAGAACUCGUGCAUUCAACCAUCAUACAGAAGGGGUGCCACAUCUUACACGCAGCACAAGGCUAAUGGUGUGAUUUCCUGGAGCCAGGAAAUCGAACGCGCCAAUCUGAUAUAUAUACUAGACGUCCACAAUCUAAGAUAUAGACCAGACAAGAAGGACAUUUAGAUCCAUGUUGGGUUAGAAUGAAGUAAACCCUAGCAUGCUAGCCAGGAGAAGCAGUAAUCAAUAGAAGAAAACACACAAUCACAUCCGACUCAAUUCAUAUUCAUUAGUACACAAUGUAGUAACGAAUGUCCCACCUGCUUUACAAGACUCCAGUACAGAUGAAAUUAGAGAAAAAAUUGACCAAUAUUAAUCCAAAUGUUCUAAGGUUAUGUACUCUCUUCUCUGACGUAGAUAAAAACUGAUUUUGAAAGCUUCACACACAAACCACAGGAAUGAAAUAGUUCAGAUAAUCGAGUUAUGUCAGGCACAAAUGUUUGCUAUAGACUAUAACCUGAUAUGUGACUUACUCUAUCCCUGAAAAUGUGGAGUAAAGACCAACCAUGCAGCUUGUGUAAUAUAAAUGUCUGGCUGUAUAUCAUGAUGGCAGUGCUGCCCCUGUGCUGUCCUGAUAAGGGACAGGACAAGAUGUGGACACCACCGUUCUGUCCCAAACUGUGUACCUGUAGCCUGAGUCGGUAUGAGCCACCCACACAGGGCAAACUCAUGAAGACGAUCAACUGCUCCGAGGCAGGACUCGGAUCUGUCCCAAAGAACCUAUCCAACCAGGUGGAGGUAAUCAUGCUCAAAGGCAACAGAAUCAAAUACCUCAAGAUAAGGGACAUUCUGAACUAUUUAAAGCACUUUGAUGUGUCCUCAAACAGAAUAUCCAAGAUAGACAACAGACUACAAAAGUUAACACAUUUAAAGUCUCUCGACCUUCACAACAACAGUUUAUCUUACCUACCCAACGGUCAGUUUAGCGGUCUCAAAUUCCUGGCCUACCUUGAUUUGUCCAACAACGUUUUACAUUCCAUAGAGAAGCACUCAUUUGGGGGACUCAACUACCUCCAGCGCCUCAAUCUGGAGGGCAAUAAGCUGUCAUUCCUGGAGCGGGAGUGGUUCCUCAGCAUGCCGUCCCUUAGGUGGCUGUACCUCUCAAGGAACAACCUGCGCAACAUAGAACCAAACAUGUUUGAGACUCUGGCGAACCUCGCCGAGCUCCGACUAGAUCACAACAACAUAUUUAACAUAGGUGAUGAUGCAUUCCAUGGAAUGAACGAGUUGUCUACAUUAGACCUGUCCUUCAACAAGUUGAGCAGGGUUCCCGAUGGUACAGUUCUCUCAGUUGCGAGUCUACAGUGCCUGUACCUGGAUGGGAACCCAAUAUACAGGAUCAGUCGAGGCGCCUUCAAAAAUCUCAAUGUUUCUCUCAUCAGGGCUCGGUACAUGCCAAAUCUAAAUGUCAUUGAAAAACAAGCCUUCAAAAAUCUUCCCCAGCUUCAAAUUUUGGAGCUUCAUGAUAAUCCCAUGCUCAUUUAUGUUGAUUCUGAUGCUUUUAGUAAUGUUCCGCGUCUCAAGAGUUUAUAUUUACAUAACAACCGACUGUUUGCUGUGCCUCGAGCCAUCAGAACAGGGUUACCCUCAUUGGAAAAAAUUCAUAUUUAUAACAACAAUCUCAGAUGUGACUGUAAUGCAUAUUGGAUAAGACAGGAGUUGGUGAAGGAGGAACAACAACCCAACUUUACGUCGGUUUUGUAUGAGGAAUCUGUUUUACGCUGUGAUUCUCCGCCAAACUUAUCUGGUCGACUAUUAAAAAUGCUUCCGAAAAAGGCAAUUAACAAAACAUGUGCACCUUCAGCCCUGCCUUUAUUCGGGACCAGCUACAAUAUCAGUGUUGGAGAGGAACUGAGGCUAGAAUGCCAUGCUCUUGGUGUUCCUGACCCCCAAAUAAAGUGGCGACUCCCCAACGGGACAAUGUUGUCAGGGUCAGUUAAGUCGGGGCGGGUACAAGUGUUUGGAAAUUGUACUCUGAUUGUGCGACAUCUGCGGCCAUCAGACAGUGGCACCUACUUGUGUAAGGCAAUGAACCAGAAUGGAUUUGACAUUAGCUCAACGUCCGUAAUGGUGAACAACAAACCAAUCCGAAUCAUUCCCUCCAGCAUUGCUGGGGACUAUGUGACAAUCAUGUGGAAUGGGACCACAUACCGUUCAAUGAUAUCGGACUACCAGAUACACUAUCGGGUACCCUCAUCCACAAUACAGUACAGCACUAUCCACCUAGGGCAGUUUGCCACCCGUUACACAUUCACCAACCUCAAACCCCUAACAAUGUAUGAGUUCUGCAUCGUUUAUGUGUAUGACACGGAGCAGUACACAGUAGACUGUGUCAAUGUGACCACUACACAGCCUGGUGAACUACCCAUGGGCAUCACCAGGAUAGACAAACGUAUUAUCAUUGGUUCAUGUGCCGUCAUCCUGCUAGCGAUCGCGCUUGGCUGUGUGAUAGCUGUUGCAAGACGUUUUCGGAGGCACAAGGAGUACCUUGAACCCACUAGUCACGAGAAAAGUGAAGCCAUGGCACAUAUUCCAUUGGACAAUUUCUAUAAUCCCCCUACCACACCAUUGUGUUCUUCUCGAACUUCCUUAAUCAGUGCUCAAGACUGAAGGCACACUCCCCGAACUAAAGGGAGGUAACACAUUCCUAGACUCCAAUGCCAAGAGAUAAUCUAAUGUAAAAUAAUGGAAGAUAAUGUGUGUUUUCUAUUCAUAUGGAGAUAAUAUCAAAAGACACACUAAAGUCAGGAUUGCAUGGUUGGAAAUAAGGGGAGAUAACACCACAAGAUUAAGAUAGAUUCUUACAUAAUAGUGUGAAUUAAUUUAAAAGUGUGUACCAAAUUCCAGGAGUUCUCAUGGAGGUUAGUGAUAUUCUGUACCAAAAAGAUGUUAUUCACGUGCACAAAAUCCUAUCUUCAUAUGCGUAAAUGUGCCAGAGAGCCUGAGGAUGAAGUUUCCCCCAAAAUUCUACGAUUUGUAUCAAAAUAUAUGUAUUUAUUGCUUUGUGAUGUGGUUUUAAGUAUAGAAAUUGUAAUAAUAAGUGAUCACAAAAAAAUACGUUGUUGCAGAAAUUUAUACAAGAUUUAAAGUUGGAUUAAGGAGCUAUAUGGAGGAUUAUUAUUAUACCUAAAAUUGUGACAAUUUAUGUGUUCAUAGAAGUGAAGGUAAGGAUGGGUAUUUGACACACAACUACAGUACGGUCUCAUACAGAGUAGUCGCCCAUAGGAGCAAGCGUGUUACUACGACACCAAGCCAAGGACAUGUUGGUGUGCAGUCACAUGUGAUAUCUGUCUUAUAAUAUCCCUGUUAGUGAGAUAAUGCAUUGUAAACAUUCAUUCUGUGAAAUUAAAAUGCUGCUUCUCUCCUGUCAAUCCAUAAUUUAGCAGUAAUAUGGUGAUUUGGUCAUAAUUUACUCCCGUAAACAGUUCCGAUAAAAGGUCAUGUGACCUGUCAACACGUCCCUCAAGGGCAAUUAAAAAGUGUUGAUAAUGGCAAACUUUGAUAGUACAGAGAGAGAAAAUCCCUCUUUCAGCACAUAAAUGACUUGUUCAAUUAGUAAAUUUAAAGUAAUUACUUAAUUAUUAAAGUCAUAUUUCCCGAUUGGGGUAAACAAUUUUUAUAUUUUUCACAAGUGUGUAGCAUAAGUGAAAAAUAUUUUUAAAACAUUAAAAAUGAAAUAUAACUGAUCCAUCAGGGAACCAGAACCCAUCAGUGUUCUUCUUAUUAUACAAACAUGGGCUUCCACGAACAUAACAGUCCACCACAUGAAAACAAAAAUGUUGAGCCAAGGAAUAUGCUGUAUUGUGACACCACAUUAAGAAAAUAUCAGGGCAUCAUCAACAUCACAAUGGAAUAUUUAUACCCAUUGUUAGCUAUUUUUCAUACUAAACCUUGCUCUCUAGUUGGUUUAGUUUGAAAAUAACAAAAAAUGCUAUUUGCUACAGUAGAAAAAUAACAUCUUUGUUUUCGCUGUUUAACCUUAUAUUUCACAGAAAAAAAUGCAUUAUAUCUUUGGUUCAAUUUUUCCCAGUGGCUAUCAAAUAUUUUUUGGUUGAUCUUAAACAAAUACUUUUAAAUUCUGAAGUACUUUUUCUGUAUAAUUUUUGUUUUUAAAUAUUUGUACAUUAUAUGAUGUAUUAUAAAGCAAAGUCAUUGCAAUUCUUUUGCUUGGUCCUAAGCCUGUUUUACAUAAAAAAAAAUGUUAGUAGUUCUUCCAAAUCUCAAUUCAUCACAACUUUUCUGACACUUCAAUGUACAAACUACAGUUACUUCCAGCAGGCAAGUGACAUUAUAAUGUAAUGUUUUCAGUGGUAGAUUUCACCAACAAAAAGUAAUGGCCUUCAGGUUUAAGUACUACUGUUUACUUCAGUUUACAGGUUUUUUUCUUGAUGAAAGUGAAAUAAUAUUGUACACCCAGAAACUUUCGCCAGGUCAAACUUUCGCCAGGUCAAACUUUUCGCCCUCUGACAGUAAUAUCCAUUUUAGUCCCUAGUUAAAUUUGUCAUUCACAUUUGUUUACUUAAUGCUUAAUAUGUUAUAAACUUAGUGUUCAUCAUAAUAAUAAAUUUGCCCUCAUUUAAUUACGGAGGACAAAUGAGGCGAAAUUUAAACUGUGGCAAAAAUUUCCCCUGGGGCCUGUUCGUUAUGUAGAACAAACGGUUUGUCACUUUUUAAAUGUUACAUUUUCGGGUACAAAUACUAAAGGACCUACAAAUGUUUAUGCAGGCCUUGCAAAGGCUUUGUCAAAGGCUCACCUGUAAGUAGCAUCAGAUUAACAAGUCUGACCUUAUUUCAUAAAAGAACAACUCUGGUCCAACUGGUUCAACUGUUUGGAUCGCGAUAAAUGAAAGCGGCCCAGGUGUAUAUUAAUAUUAAUUUUUAUAACAGUAAUUUUUUUUAGAUCGGGACCAACUUAUAUGCACAUUGCAAUACAAAAAUGGAAAAUGCUUGUGGUUGGAAAAUUUGUUAUGCAGACAACCAACAUAACACUAUCUUCUUAAUUCAUUGAUGUAUUAAUAAAUAUUCUGCAUUUACAGUUUGUUUAAACAUUUCUGAAAUGUUGUAUAUAUUCAGUCCUGACAUGUUUGGCACUGAUGAUUAAUUAAGAGAAAAUGUGUGUUACUGAAGUAAAUGAUACUAACUUUGAAUAAUUAAACAAGUGUCUUAAAUGGCAAGGUACCUUGGCGUGAUGCCACCCUGUUGCUAUAUAGGUCAGUAUUAUCUAAUCUUAACUCACCAUUUUGCAUGUCAUCUAAUUGGCCCAUAUCACUGAUAGAUCAUGUUUGUUGUACAGUAUUAGUAUGAUGACUAAGGUAGUCUUUUUUUAAAUCCUUCAGAUAUGCUUACAACAUUUAUUAAUAAAUGGUCAAUAUUAUCGAUGUUUAUACAAUUUCUUCCUUAAACUUCCAUAUUAAUCUAAUUCAAAUUGGAUAUUUGCAUCGCUCCCAUUUACGUAUAUGUCGUGACAUAUCAGGAAAUGGGAGUGAUGCUAAGAUCUAAUUUCAAUUAAAUUUCUUCGAUAUAUGUAAUAUGGUGCUCCACAUUGCUGAACCAUCAUACCCAUUAAGAGUAAUAGUUCCUGUCAUCUGUUACCUUGACUGGCAAUACUUAAAUUUUGCAGGCUCUCAUUUUUACAAUUUUACUCCUGCAAAUUCUCUGGGUUUAGACUUAGUGCUACAAAGUCUCUAGUCCAAACUCUCAAUCAGAAAGCCUAUGUUUACCGUAGGACAUAUCUGUUAAACUUUCUUUUUUCUAACAGCAAAUGUAUUGAAAAACAUAAUGAAAUGCAAGUUGUAUAGAGUUUGAGUAUGGCACAGCAAUAAUAACUUCAAACCAUUGUAUAUGUAAUAUAUGUAUGUGGCUGUCACCUGUUUUCCUAAAUCACCAGUUAUCAGUGUACUUUCAUACAUAGAAUACAUCUAGACUUGCUAAUGUCCCAGACUAGCUAAAGUCCCAGAAUUUUAUAGCUCUGCCAAUGUUUCUUUUGUUAUACAAUCAAAAGCCUUUGGACUGAAUCUGUACUAUUUAUCAAGUCACUUUAGCUUUAAUGUUUUAUCAAAAUCAAAAAAAAUAUUUUAGGAUAAAACGAUUAUGGAAAUCUUGAUAGUCUAACAAAGGCCUGUAUUUAAAUGACUAUCAUUUUAUUGUUAAUAUAUUUAAGAAUUAAAUCAGCAUUAUGUUUGAAAAAUCCCACUUUCCAUGAAAACAAUAUUGUGAACUGACAUUUAUUGACAACAAAGACACAAAUAUAUUCUCAUUCCAGCUUGUCAAUGAAGUAAUGAACUAGCAAUGAUGUCAAAGAAUAUCAUAUUAGUCAGUGACAUCCCUGUUAGGGAGGAUUCUUUGUCAAAACAGUGUGACUGUCUAAUGUUUGUCUUCAUCUGUACUCAUUUAAUAUUUCAGAUUGCUGACAUGUAUGUGUCGUUCUCUUUACUUUGUCAAUCAAAAACAAUAAAGUGCAAAAUAAGACAUUU
Mizuhopecten yessoensis (Yesso scallop) is the source of this 7952-nucleotide messenger RNA. Its product is annotated as leucine-rich repeat neuronal protein 1-like. Gene Ontology annotation, molecular function: protein binding. The record is from RefSeq and is a predicted model, not a curated record. The transcript has 3 exons. The coding region runs from base 1966 to 4089 and encodes 707 amino acids. NCBI's taxonomy places the organism in Eukaryota, Metazoa, Mollusca, Bivalvia, Pectinida, Pectinidae. Gene Ontology annotation, cellular component: extracellular matrix.